AUGUCUGGGGCCCGAGUGACAGAAGUUGGAUCCAGAGGGCCGUUGGCUCCCAGUCAGAGCUACAGCACCUGGAACAGGAAGAAACUCAGAACAGAAAUGGCUCAAGACAGAAGCCGAUCUCUUUCCCUGGUCCACACUGGACUGCUGAUAGCAGUGGUCCUGCUACCAGACUUUCUGGGGGCGGUGCCAGUAGAUCAGCAUAAGGAGGACGUAUCUGCAGUGUCAAGCGAUGCAGAGAGCGGAGAUCAGAAGCUGGUGCGCAACAGAAGAAACCUUGCUUUCAUGGCCCUGCCGCAGUUCCAGCGUGUCCCUGACUUCUGGGCAUGGUACAAGCUCUUCACUGAGACUCACAACCAGGAAGGAGUCGAGGACCUGGACCGCCUCUACCUGACCUGGCUGCAGAACAAGCACCGCUCCGAGGAAGGUCCGGCCUUCAACCACUACCUCAACCACCUCAGCGAGAUCUACAAGACCUGCGCCAACUCCGACGACCCCGAGUGCAUCGCAGAGCACACCAGCAAGCCCAAGGCCGCCAUGGUGAUGCCCGCCCAGUUCAGGGCGGGCGCCGUGCACACGUGCAACCCGUACACCGACCCCUACUGCAUGUUCCCCAUGCUCGCCAAGGGAGCGCCCGUGGAGGCCGCGCCCGCCCCGGCCCCGGUCAAGCUCCCCGUCCCCAUCUUCAGCCCCAUGCUGCCCUCCCCCAUGAAGACCCCCACGGGCUACUACUACUACGCCCCCGUGCUGGAGCCCUUCCUCAGCCACGAGCAGAGGGUGGAGCUCAUGAGGAUCUGCAAGCCCGAGGAUGUGGAGUGCCUGCAGUACCACCUGAGAGCGGCCUACGGCUACCGCCCCGUCGCCGGCCCCGCGCCCUCCUACUCCGCCCUCAACUGCAACCCCAAGGACCCCUACUGCAAGCCCGUGCUGGUGCAGAAGUCGCCCACCGGCUUCUACCACAUGCUCUACCCUGGCUGCGACCCGGCCGUCGACCCCCUGUGCGCGUCCGAGGCCGGCCCCGCCCCGCUGUCCGCCGACGGGGCCCCCAAGGAGCAGCACUGCAACCCGCUGUUCGACGGCGGCUGCAACCCCCUUACCGCCACCAAGCUGUCGGGCCUCACCAAGCCCGUGCUGGAGUACCUCCAGAAGGAUGGGCCCGCCGCCCCCGCCGCCGCCGCGUCCGUCCCCGCCCCUCUGACCUGCGACCCCCGCACCAACCCCUUCUGCAUCCUGGCCGCGGCGCACUACCUGCGGAGGCCCCAGCCGCAGCUGCCUGAGCACCAGGUCCGCUACAGGCUCGGGGUCCACGGCAAGACCAGGGACGGCCACGACUGCUACGUGCACUAUGAUAAGGACUGCAUCGCCGUGGGAGACCAGCCCAAGGCCCCGGCCGCCGUCAAGGCCCCGGCCACGCCCUACUGCCACCCCUUCGACCCCAGCUGCGGGAAGUUCGCCUCGCCCGCUGCCGCCGUAGCGGCGCCCGCCAAGGCAGCCGGCCCCGACGACAUCAUCCUGCCCCACCCCGACUGCGAUCCUGAGGUCGAUUACAACUGCCGCCUGCGACAGUAUAGCACCAAGCCUAGCGGGGAGCUAAUGAGAACAGUAUAG
Molecule: messenger RNA, 1605 nt
Organism: Gadus chalcogrammus (walleye pollock)
Lineage: Eukaryota; Metazoa; Chordata; Actinopteri; Gadiformes; Gadidae
Gene: and2
Product: actinodin2
Exons: 8
Coding region: 1-1605 (534 amino acids)
Source: RefSeq, a predicted model, not a curated record